AAUCAAAUCAAAUUAAAUUAAAUCUUUAAUCUUCUUCUAUAAAUAAUACCCUAACACGCUCUCUCUCAUCACAUCUCAAUUGUAUAAUGCUUUCUCUCUCUUCCCAAUAACACGCGCUUUCUUUUUUCUUUCUCUCUCUCUCUCUCUCUAGAAAAAUCUAAACCAAUAAUGGGAACUGCAAUUCUUCGUUCUCACGAUUGUCUUCAACAAGGUCGGUUUCUUCCAAACGACGCUUUCUCAAUUCCUUCCUCACAGAUUCGAUCCAGAAAAAACUCUAACCCUAACUGCAAAUCCUAUGUCAACAACAACAACCACAAUCAGAAUCGUCGCCGGAAAAGAAGUCCGGUGGCGAACGUCAAUCACAACGAUCGGAAACAAUCUGUAGAUCGUACGGUGGCGCCGGUGAAUCUUGUUAUGGGACAAGUAAAGAUUCUCAAAAGAGGCGAGAAGUUGAGUCCGGAGAAGUUCAACGUGGUGGAGGAGAAUCGGAAGGUUAAGGAUCUGGAUCGUCCUGAUUUGUUAUUAGGAUCCACGGAUCGGUUUGGACCUGAUCCGGUUACUAUGCAGAAACAGAUUAGGGUUUCGGAUUCGGUUUUGAAGGACGGGAUUUACGCUGGAUCAGCGUUUGUUGCUUCUCCUCCUCCAAGUUCCGUUCCGGUUCCUGGUUUCUUAGGGAAGAACGGUGUUGCAACAAGUGAUUUGAGGCGGUUGCUUAGACUUGAUUUGGAUUGAUAAGUUGUUGAUUUCGUUGUUUGGUGUUUGUUUUUUACUUUCUUCUUCCGAAGUAGAUGAUGUUGGUUACGCAUGAUAUAUUAGUUCGCAUAAACCCUAACGUGCUUCCUUUAUUUUUUCAAGAGGAUAGUACGUAGGGUGUGAACGUAUGAAGAAGUGUUGAAAGCGAAGCAAAGGUUAUAGUAACGAAGUAACAAUGAAGGUUUAAUGUUUUCAGUGUUUAGUUCCGAAUAGGGGAGUCUUGGUUAUAGUUAGGUUUUAUGGUUAGUUCAUAUGUUGAUGACAAAAGGGAUUAAAGAAAGAUGAAUCUCUUGUAAUUUCUUUAGUCUGAUAUAGAUGAAUAUAGACUAUAGGGUGUUUGAAUUUAGAAUUUUCGUUUCUGUCAGUCCCAUGUGUUUGAUUCUCAUAUACAUGGAAGAAUAAUAAAGUUUGUUGAUUUUAGUUUAAGUUUUCAGUCGUUGGUUUGGUCCUAUUUUUAUGUAGUUUUGAAAUUCAAUGGUAAUAAAAGAAGUAUUUUAGUAUUAA
Trifolium pratense (red clover) is the source of this 1257-nucleotide messenger RNA. RefSeq lists its product as uncharacterized. The record is from RefSeq and is a predicted model, not a curated record. NCBI's taxonomy places the organism in Eukaryota, Viridiplantae, Streptophyta, Magnoliopsida, Fabales, Fabaceae. Bases 169 to 732 code for a protein of 187 amino acids. The transcript has a single exon.